This is a messenger RNA of Kickxella alabastrina, 1525 nucleotides long. RefSeq lists its product as uncharacterized. The record is from RefSeq and is a predicted model, not a curated record. NCBI's taxonomy places the organism in Eukaryota, Fungi, Kickxellomycota, Kickxellomycetes, Kickxellales, Kickxellaceae. Gene Ontology annotation, cellular component: catalytic step 2 spliceosome; precatalytic spliceosome. Gene Ontology annotation, molecular function: RNA binding. The transcript is spliced from 2 exons. The coding region runs from base 43 to 1383 and encodes 446 amino acids. Gene Ontology annotation, biological process: mRNA splice site recognition; regulation of alternative mRNA splicing, via spliceosome; alternative mRNA splicing, via spliceosome.
UUCUAAUUUACGCGCACAAACUAAACCAAUUAAUUAUAUCCGAUGAGUCAGGGAGAACCCAGUCCGAAUCAGCACACAGCAUUGACACAGGCGGAAAACCCAGCGACGCCCACAGCGGCCGGUGGCAGUGUGGCUUUAGGCCUUGUGAACAGCGGACUGACGCAGGCCCAGCAGGAGGGCAUUGAUCGGGCGCUGGCGUAUGCACGCGAGCUGCAGCAGACGGUAUUCAAGGAGAUGCUUGAUGCCGAGCGUCGGCGGCGCGAGGAUGAUGCGCGGGCAGCUCCGGGCACGGUGAACCCGGGCCGGCUGGCCGGCAUGGACGCGCGCAACCUAUCGGUGAUGUCGCGAAUCUACGUCGGAUCGAUCAACUUUGAUCUAACCGACGAGCACAUACACCGGGUUUUUUCUGAGUACGGGCCUGUGCGCAGCGUCAGCAUGUCCAAGGACCCUGCGUCAGGGCGGCACAGAGGCUACGGGUUUGUCGAGUACGAGGUCCCUGAGGCUGCGGCGCUGGCCGUUGACAGGAUGAAUGGCACAAUGCUGGGCGGCCGCCAGCUGAAGAUUGGCCGCCCGAACAACUACAACGUGGCAGUUGCGCAGGGCUUUCCGCAGCCGCCGGCCGAGCGCAUCUACGUGGCCAACGUCAACGAGGCCAUCACGGAGGACAUGCUGAGAGACAUAUUUGCGCCGUUUGGCGCUGUCAGCGCGUGCAUCUUGGCGCCCGACAUGGCAACACGCAAGCAUCGCGGAUGGGGGUUUAUCGAGUUUGAGGAGGCGGUGGCUGCUGAGCAGGCGGCAGCGACCAUGGACAGCUUUUCUCUGGGGAACCUGGUGCUGCGCGUCAGCCGCUGCGUUGUCGGCGGCCCGCUGGGCGAUGGCAUGGCGGCCCUGGACGAUAUGCCAGCUGACACCGAGGUUGAAGCCUCUGUGCCUACUGUCAGGCCGCCGCAGCAGGUGAUGGACUUGGCGGCGAGCAUCAACCGCACCAUUGAUGCCCAGCCCGCAGACCAGGUUAGCCAGCAGAACGCUGCCCCCCAGGCUGUAAAUGGGCCGUGGUCGACUGUUGUGUUGCUGGAGAACGUCGUUGGCGACAGCUCCGAGGUUGACGAUGACUUGGCCAGCGACAUGGCCGGCGAGGGGGAAAAGUGCGGCACGGUUGCCAAGGUUGUCGUGCACGUUGCUUCGGACCAAGAGAUGCAGCAGGCACCUGGCCAGAGCGAUGUUUGCAUUUUUGUGCAGUUUGCCGAGCCUGACUCGGCCUUGCGUGCGCUGAAGCUGUUUGAUGGCCGGUGGUUCGGUGGUCGCCGGAUAUCCGCCCAGCUGUAUGAUAUUGAUCGAUUCCGUGUGCUGACGAGCUCUGAUACCAUGGUCUACAUGCCAUAGAUGCUUAUCGGGCCUUCCGUUGCAAUUAUUUCAAAGAGGUUGUGACCUUUUCUGAGGGUAAAUAAUCUAUAAAUGUUUGCCUUUCCUGAAAUCAAAAUCAAAAUCGAAACAGAAAAUAACAGGAAAUGUAUUUUGAAUUCAG